This is a messenger RNA of Diospyros lotus (date-plum), 5804 nucleotides long. RefSeq lists its product as uncharacterized. Lineage: Eukaryota; Viridiplantae; Streptophyta; Magnoliopsida; Ericales; Ebenaceae. Gene Ontology annotation, molecular function: protein binding. The transcript is spliced from 4 exons. The record is from RefSeq and is a predicted model, not a curated record. The coding region runs from base 4040 to 5662 and encodes 540 amino acids.
GUUACAUUUAUAGUGAUCAUGGGUAAAUUAUUGGGCCACGAAUUCCAAAUGAUUAUCCAUUGAGAGUAGUUAAGCUUAUGGCAUCUUUGGACAAUUCAAAGGCUUUGGUGGAUAAAGAGAUCUCAAUUAGGGCUAAUGCAAGUUGGUUGGAUGGUGAUUUUCGACUAAUAUUUGUUGAGGCGGAUCAUCUGGGGCAUUCUUCCAAAAUAUGGGAGAUGAGACAAACUUUAGGGGUGGCAAAAUUGAGAAUGAUGGUAAUCAUAUUCUAAAGGGUGAUGUACCAUUUCAAAGAAGCAAAAGCCAAAGCUACUUGGAAACUGGGAGAAUAUAUGGGCCUAAAUUUUUGCAAUGACAACAUUAAAAAGUGUGUUGGGACCCUGGUUUAAAGGGAUACAAAAGAAUUUAACAGUUGGUAAGGAGGUUACAAAGGAUUAUUAAAAGGUUUAAAGGCAAUCAGUUGCAUUGGGCUGGGUAUCAUAUUUUGUUAUAUUCCUUAUUAGGACUAUCUUCUUAGUUAUCUCUACUCAAAAGUUCAUUUCUAGGAUUGGGAUGUGGGAGCAACAUGUUUUCUAGUUCUUGGUUCUUUUCAUACUGGCUAUGGGGGCUUGGCUCUAUGGGGUAUCCUCAUUAGGAGGUGGUUUCUUUGAGUGGAUGGGCAAUUUUAUUUGAAUGUGGAUUUUGUCCCUUUUUAUGUAUUUUUUUAUGUGGUAGUCAUUUUCUUAAUUUCUAUUUUAAGGCUUGAAGUUUUCGGCGGGUGGCAAUUUUAAAUUCUUGUUCGAUUAGAUUGGGGUCUUUUUGUGUGUGUGUGUGUGUGUGUGUUCUAGAAGCUUUAAGGAUUCAAUUUCUCUUCCAGUGGAUGUUUGGUUGGGUUUCCUAAGGCUUUGAUCCAUUUACUUUUUGCUUUAGCAAUAGAUUGUUGCUUGUUUUUUCAAUGUUGUCAUGGUUGUGUGAUGUUGGCUUUGUGUUUAUGCGUUGAUUGUUGCUUGAGCUUGUUCUUUAUAAUAUUAGUUCUAUCUUUUUAUAAAAAAAAAAGGGGGAGAUAAAAGGCCAAAUUAGCCCGUAGAUUUUUCAAUUCAACCAGUUUUUUAUUUUUAUUUUUUAUUAAAAUUAACCCCUAAACUUUUCAAAAUCGUUCACUUUUCCCCUGAAAUGCUAAAUUUUGAAUUACUUAGGCCCUAAAAUACUACUUUGUUAGCUUUAAAUUCACCCUUGAAUUAAACCAUUCAAAAUGGUCAAGGGUAAAUUUUAGCAAAAAACAAAAAUUAUGGCUAUAACGUAAUGAAAAUAAAAAAAAAAAAAAUUGGUAUUCAAAUUGGCCUUUUCUUAAAAAAAAAAAAAAAAUGGUAUUCCUUGUAAUUCUCUUGUGAUAAUUAAUGGGUGGCGUGAAUUGUAAGAUGGAUGAUCUCUAUGUAGUUAGGAAAAUAAGGAAGAGAGAGAUUAAGACCUAUUAGAUGAGUGCCAUUAUUAUUUCAAAUUGCUUUAUUAAGCUUGAUAAGUUCUUGAAUUAGUCAACGACUUGAUCUAUAGAUAUGUUAUAGGUUUGUAAGUGACUUCAGGUGUGUAGUAUUUUCCUUCUAUGUAUGCAAGUGAAAAAUAAAAAAUAAAAAAAUGUUGUUUCUAUUUUUUUUUUACUCAAAAUUCUUUCAUGAUACAUUACAAGUUUAGUACACAAUUUUUUCUACUAAUUUUUGUCCUAAUUUACACAUGACAUUUUCAAUAUGGUUUCCUACUUCCAUGGUAAAUGUAGGUUGUCACAAGUAGUUACAAACUCCUUUCUUACUUUAAUCCAUAAAGUGGGCUACCUAAAAAAGCUUGGAGAAUUUAACUCAAUUAUUAUGGUUGGAUGGUUGCAAAAGAUUAUUUCCAAACUACUUGCCUCAAGAUUGAGUAAGUUCAUUCAUGAGGUUGUUGAUGAAGGGCAAGUGCUUUCAUUAUAGGGAGACAAAUUUAGCAAUGUCUUUGUUUCCAAAAUAUUAAGUGACAUGCUUAAAAAGAGGAGUAUGGUUGUGUACAUCUCAAACUCUAGUUGGAAAAUGCUUUUGAUAAUGGAGUUUACCCCCAUUGUUGACUGUCACUUACCCCUCACUAUCACCCCUGUUCAACUUGAUGGUGUAGCCAGACAUAACCCAUCUUUUACUGCCAUCACCAUAAUCCUUUGCAACAACCAUACAGGGUCAACCACACCCUAAAACCCCUUUAUAUUGCAUAAUUAAAGCAAUACAAUCAUUUAUUAUCUCUAUCUUUUAACACCGAUCUCUUGACUCAUCAUCGACGGACUUUCAAAGCCAUAGAUCGGCUAGCACUUGCUUGAAUCGUUCCUACACCAUUGCCCUUGCUAUUUUUCAAAGGGCCAUCCAAUCCAUCCAUGGCUUUUUGAUUGUUUCAUCCUUUGCAAUGAGUUUUUAUUGGAAGAUUUGGUUUGUUAUUUUUAAAGCCGAGUUUCUUGCUAGGAAGAGCUUGGAUCCCAUCUUUCUUGUUUGGGGUGAUCUAUAUCUUGUAAUGCAAGUUGGAUUUUGUGAUCAAAAGUAAUAAGUCUAAUUUAUCCUCUUUUAUCUUUAUCUUUAUAUUUAUCUAAUCUCUUGACGUAGCGGAAGCCAUCUAAUAACCCGUUGAUUCACUCACGAAUACCAGAUUAUAUGACUCAAUCAAUAACUCGUUGAUUCUAAAGAAUACCGAAGAAAUUGAAGAGAAUUAAGAGAUAAUUUCAACAGAAAUUUUAUUGAAAAUUUAUCAAUCGAUCCAAAAUCUCCUAUAAACAUAGAAUUUAUAGGUUAUAAUUUGGAAAACAUCCCAAAACCCUAAAUCUGGACUCUUACCAAAAAAGACAAGAUUCAGAUUCAUUACAGAAUUAAAAAUCAACAUGAAAUAAGAAAAAUCUCUCAAAACGGCAUGUUAAAAUUCACUUUCUAAUGAAAGUUAUUAACAAAUCAAUUAUUUCCUAAAAUAAAAAAAUUGCUAAUUUCAAGGCCUAAACGAAUAAAUUUGCCCGAAAAAGCAUAGACCUUACCAGCAAAUUUGGUGACUUGGAAUCAUUAGCCCGAUUCUCUUGAAAUUAGCCUUUAAAACCGUCCAAAUCGCACUUUUCAUAAAAUGCUAAACCCAUCUCAUCCACAUCAUCUCUCCUCAGUUUAGCAUUGUUAUUGUUAUUGCUUAUGGUAUGUUUCUUUACUUUUGCAUGUGGAUGCCAUUGGUUGUAGCUCCCUUGAUUUUCUUUCUUUGCAAAGCCUUUAUGACUAAACUACUCUGUUUAGUGUGUGUGUAUAUAUAUAUAUAUAAUUUAUUCUUUUUGUACAAAUCUUUAUAAGACAAGAAAAACAACCAUGGUGAUUACAAUGAAAACAAAAAAAGGAACAUCACAAUCAACUUCUUGAUCCACAUUCUAAAAUUAUUCAUUUAUUGAAUUUUUUAGUUACCUUCAAAAUUGUUUUAAUUUUCUUUUCUUUUACCCUUCCCAAUUAUCUUUAGUAGCCCAGUGGUCGAUGAUUGGGAGUUUAGAGUAGAGCAGUGUGAAUCUCAAAUAUUCUCACACUAAGUUUUAAUGUUGUCCUUGCCAUGAUGAUUAAGAUUUAAGGAUGAAGAGACUAAUGAUAUUAGUAUGAAAACUUCAUCGAAUAUUAUUACACCAUAAACGACAAUUAAGUAUUGUCUGACCCUAUAAAUCCCAAAUAAGACAACUAACCACAUCAUCACUCUAACAUCUAGCCUUAAUAAUAUGUAAAAAUAAUAAAAACACACGUGCAAUUGAAUUAAUUAAGGCAAUAUUCUUUUUUGGCAAAAGUGAGAAAUGUAUUAAUUAAUAGAAAGGUAGCCCACUAGCCAAGCAAAAACCCAACAGAAACCCAAACUGCUACCACACAAAACAAUCCAAAAACCUAUGCACUUGAGCCACAAAGAAAGCCCAAAAUUAAUUAAUUAAUGGAUUCUUCAUUUAAUUUUCUAUUCUCUAUUUAUUUUCCUAAUACCUCUGCUUUUGAUUUUAGAAUUUGAUAAAAACUUCUACGAGGCGGUGCGAAGUGGAAGGUUGGAAGAGGUGAAGAAGAUGCUGGCUAGUAACAAUGCACUGCUAUACAAUAGAUUUACGAAGUUCGAGGAAAAUGCUAUCCAAGUGGCUGUGGUUGCCGAACAGGAAAAGAUUGUUUCAGAGUUGUUAGAUCGAGAAAUAGAUCUAGAAUUGCUGAAAGAAGAAAACGAUUAUGGUGAAACGACGCUUACUCUCGCUGCUGCAAAAGGGAGGAUGCGUAUUGUCAAGAUGUUAGUGAAUAAAUACGACGAUUUAGCAGAUGUAAAGAAUGGUCAAGGACAGUUACCUGUUAUUGUGGCUGCUCUUUAUGGCCACAAGGAUAUAGUUCGUUAUCUUUAUGAGUGGACUCUACUUGAAAACCUUUUUGAAGGAGAGAAAGAAGAUCAAAGUUUGAAUACAGGCAAUAAGGUUCAGUAUCAAAGCAUGAAUAAUCGGUUUGGGCUUUUCAAAGCAUGCAUCAGGGCAGGAAUAUAUGAUAUUGCUUUGGAGGUUUUCAAGCUAGGUCCAGGUCAAUGCAUUGAAGAAAUGAAGGAGGAGGAAGGUACAACCCUAUAUCCACUAGCCCUUGCAGAUUUAGCAAAAGAAAAAAGAAAUCGAUUCUUGGCUUGGGUAAACGACAACAUCUCCUCAACCCCAUUGGAGUACGGGAAGAAGUACAUGGACAAUCACCUACCAGCUCUUAAAUUGUUGCGUAGAAUAAGUAAGGAAUUAUCUAGUUUAUAUAAGUAUGAUACUGAGACCAAAGUAACAGUCUUGGGGAAACCAAUGCUGAUGGCUAUUUUACAAGAGAAUGAGGAUUUUGUCAAAAUAGCUACUCAAGAUUGCCCUGAUGUGCUGUGGCUUGAGAUUGAUGGAUUAACACUUUUUGACCAUGCAAUUUCAAAAGGCCUUAGGAAAAUCUACAAGUUUGCAUUUAAAAGGCCUGAGACAAAACUUUUUGCAACCGUACGUCCCGAUCGCGAUGGUAACACUCUCCUUCAUCGAGCUGCAAAGUUAUCAUCGUCCCAAUCUCUUGGUCCAGCUCUACAAAUGCAGAUAGAGCUACAACGAUUUAAGGAAGUGGAGAAGAUGGCACCUAUGUGCAAAGGAUUAGUAAACAAUAAUAACCAAACUCCCCAAGAUUUAUUUGUAGUGGAACACAAGGAGCUUAAGGAUCAAGGACGAGACUGGUUGAAGGAGAUAGCAACAUCUUGUUCAGUGGUGGCAACCCUGAUUGUGACUAUAAUGUUUGCUGCAGCAUUCACAGCUCCAGGCGGCUAUAAAGAGGAUACUGGCAUUCCUACAAACUUGAAAUCAAAAUACUUUACAGUUUACAUAAUUUCAGAUGCAUUCUCAUUGUCCUUUUCCUGCACUUCAGCUAUGUUAUUCUUGGGGAUUCAUACAUCGCUUUUCAGAGAAGAAGAUUUCCUAAACAAGUUGCCGCUGGCUUUGAUGUCCGGCCUUUUCACUCUCUUCCUGUCCAUUGCAACCAUGUUGGUAGCGUUUGGUACUGCCUUAGUCAUAAUGUUGCCCGAAAACUUUGUGUGGAUCCCUAUACCACUACUUGUGUUAGGAAGUACUCCAGUGUGCAUUUAUGCAAUACUGCAUGUUCGGAUCUUCAUUCAAGUUCUCUGUUGGACCUUCCUAAACCCAACAAAUUGAGAAACUAUACAUCAGAGUAUGCUGAAGAAGAAAAAACAAAAUGGAUUAUCAUUUUUAUUUUUCUUCAUAAAAUGUCCCUCUUUCUGCCACGUUAGUCUUACCUUAUGCUUGCCCCUUUUUAUUGCUAUUUUCUUUUUUUAUG